AUGCAAAAACUGCAAAUCUGUGUUUAUAUUUACCUAUUUAUGCUGAUUGUUGCUGGCCCCGUGGAUCUGAAUGAGAACAGCGAGCAGAAGGAAAAUGUGGAAAAAGAGGGGCUGUGUAAUGCAUGUUUGUGGAGACAAAACACUAAAUCCUUAAGACUAGAAGCCAUAAAAAUCCAAAUCCUCAGUAAACUUCGCCUGGAAACAGCUCCUAACAUCAGCAAAGAUGCUGUAAGACAACUUCUGCCCAAAGCUCCUCCACUCCGGGAACUGAUUGAUCAGUACGACGUCCAGAGAGAUGACAGCAGUGACGGCUCCUUGGAAGAUGAUGACUACCACGCUACGACGGAAACGGUCAUCACCAUGCCCACGGAGUCUGAUCUUCUAACGCAAGUGGAAGGAAAACCCAAAUGUUGCUUCUUUCAGUUUAGCUCUAAGAUACAAUACAAUAAAGUAGUAAAGGCCCAACUGUGGAUAUAUCUGAGACCUGUCAAGACUCCUACGACAGUGUUUGUGCAAAUCCUGAGACUCAUCAAACCCAUGAAAGACGGUACAAGGUAUACUGGAAUCCGAUCUCUGAAACUUGACAUGAACCCAGGCACUGGUAUUUGGCAGAGCAUUGACGUGAAGACAGUGUUGCAAAACUGGCUCAAACAACCUGAAUCCAACUUAGGCAUUGAGAUCAAAGCUUUAGAUGAGAAUGGCCACGAUCUUGCUGUAACCUUCCCAGAACCAGGAGAAGAUGGACUGAAUCCUUUUUUAGAAGUCAAGGUAACAGACACACCAAAAAGAUCUAGGAGAGAUUUUGGGCUCGAUUGUGAUGAGCACUCCACAGAAUCUCGAUGCUGUCGUUACCCUCUAACUGUGGAUUUUGAAGCUUUUGGAUGGGAUUGGAUUAUUGCACCUAAAAGAUAUAAGGCCAAUUACUGCUCUGGAGAAUGUGAAUUUGUAUUUUUGCAAAAGUAUCCUCAUACCCAUCUUGUGCACCAAGCGAACCCCAGAGGUUCAGCCGGGCCCUGCUGUACUCCUACAAAGAUGUCUCCAAUUAAUAUGCUAUAUUUUAAUGACAAAGAACAAAUAAUAUAUGGGAAGAUUCCAGCUAUGGUAGUAGAUCGCUGUGGGUGCUCAUGA
Messenger RNA from Rangifer tarandus platyrhynchus (Svalbard reindeer), 1128 nucleotides. NCBI's taxonomy places the organism in Eukaryota, Metazoa, Chordata, Mammalia, Artiodactyla, Cervidae. The record is from the annotation of a GenBank genome assembly.